Nerophis lumbriciformis (worm pipefish) is the source of this 594-nucleotide messenger RNA. The record is from RefSeq and is a predicted model, not a curated record. NCBI's taxonomy places the organism in Eukaryota, Metazoa, Chordata, Actinopteri, Syngnathiformes, Syngnathidae.
AUGAGCGGAGACGAAGAAAGAUUCAAACUGGUGGUGGUGGGAGGUGGAGGAGUUGGGAAGAGCGCCCUGACCAUCCAGUUCAUUCAGUCCUACUUUGUGUCAGACUACGACCCGACCAUUGAAGAUUCCUAUACGAAGAUCUGCACUGUGGAUGGAAAGGAGACCCGUCUGGACAUCUUGGAUACAGCAGGUCAGGAAGAGUUUGGGGCAAUGAGAGAGCAGUACAUGCGCUCGGGAGAAGGCUUCUUGCUCGUGUUUGCACUCAACGACCGGGGGAGCUACCAUGAAGUCCAGAAGUUUCACACCCAGAUCCUUCGAGUGAAGGAUCGGGACGACUUCCCCAUGCUGCUGGUCGGAAACAAGGCAGACCUGGAGCAACAAAGAGUGAUAUCCAGGGAGGACGCUCAGGCAUUUGCCAGAGAAAAUAGGAUCCACUAUAUGGAGGCUUCAGCUAAGAAUCGCUACAAUGUGGAUGAAGCCUUCUUGGAGCUAGUGCGAAUUGUCAGAAGGUUUCAGGAAAUGGAGUGUCCUCCCCCUCCUACUCAUCACACUGGGAAGCAGAAGAGUGGUGGCUGUCCCUGCGUUCUUCUCUAA